AUGGAACAAGUCAUUGGUAUGCUGGGAAUGGAGAUUCGGCAGCCUUCCAAUCCGUUUUCGAAUCUCACCUUCCUUGCCAUUUGCCAGUGUCAGAUAAAUGCCCUCAAGGUCAUGAUUCCAGACUUAGAACCACCUGACAAUCCAAUUCCAAAUUAUUCCAUUGAUCUCGGGGGCAGUUAUGUUCUCCUCAGGGCUUGUGCCAGAUACAAUUAUCACCCAGGUGAGACUGAGACACAAUUGAUUCAUGAAUUCCUAGAUGGGCCUGUUCCAAAGUUUAAAUGCUGGGCAAGACUGCAGCUUCCAAAUGGCCAGGUCACUCGCUGUGCAUGGAAGGAAACACUCAAACAUACAGAGAAGGUCCAUAUGGCACAAAAUGUCAAGGUGACUGUCUCUCCUGAUGUCAUGAGCCCAGCAUCUCACUACAACAUAAAUGAUGAUGAGAAUGACAGAGAGUUGGAGUACCACAAUGAUGAAGUAUAUUGCUUUAUCACUGUUGCAAUGGUCUCUGUCUACUCUUGCCUGGAUCCAGAACUACUCCAGAAGUCAAUGCAGACUGUUUGGUCUUGCAAAUAUCAUGGUGACGAGGCACUGCAGCUAGUCAGUGUGAAGUCCAUCCAGUCUGUCAUUGCCAUGAUACCUCACCAUCCUAAACUCCAAUCUGGGGUAGUGAAGGAUCACUUUUUCCUCCUCGAGAAGCCUGGGCUUGGGCUUGUGACUGUUGAUGAAGAGAUUGAAGAUGAAGCAGAUGAGGAUGAGUAG
This is a messenger RNA of Suillus subaureus, 759 nucleotides long. RefSeq lists its product as uncharacterized. The record is from RefSeq and is a predicted model, not a curated record. Lineage: Eukaryota; Fungi; Basidiomycota; Agaricomycetes; Boletales; Suillaceae. The transcript is spliced from 2 exons. Bases 1 to 759 code for a protein of 252 amino acids.